Trichomonas vaginalis G3 is the source of this 1923-nucleotide messenger RNA. Its product is annotated as RNA helicase family. Gene Ontology annotation, molecular function: ATP binding; nucleic acid binding; RNA helicase activity. Bases 1 to 1923 code for a protein of 640 amino acids. The transcript has a single exon. Lineage: Eukaryota; Parabasalia; Trichomonadida; Trichomonadidae. The record is from RefSeq and is a predicted model, not a curated record.
AUGGAUCCAUUAGAUGCGUUCUUUGAUAAUUUAAAUGAAGAAGCUCCAAAUACAGCAAAAGCAACUGGAGUAGUUGAUGAGGAUGAAUUAUUAUUAGAAAAGGAAGAAAUCGAGAAAACUCCUGUUGAAAAACUUGAAUCAAAGAUUGAAAUUAAACAAGAAGAGCAAAGAUUACCAAUUAGAAAGAAUAUUUAUAUUCCAUCAAGCGAAAUAUCGUCUAAAAGUCAAACAGAUAUUGAAGAUUUACGUAAAAGACUUGGCAAUAUUGUUGUUCACGGAUUAAAUGUACUAUGCCCGAUAGUAAAUUGGACAGAUUGCGGUUUACCUGCACCAUUGAUGUCUCAUUUAAGACUUAGAGGUUUCAAACAACCAACUUCAAUUCAAUGUCAAGCAAUACCUUGUAUUUUAUCAGGCAGAGAUAUUAUUGGAUGCGCUGUUACAGGUUCUGGUAAGACACUUGCUUUCAUUAUACCAUGCUUACUGCAUGUUCUCGCUCAGCCUCCAACAGGACAAUAUGAAGCAGCUGCAGUUAUAUUAUCUCCAACCAGAGAACUUGCCUAUCAAACACAUAUUGAAUGCCAAAAGAUAUUCUCUCUUAUGGAUAAGAAAUCUGCUUGUUUAGUCGGUGGAAAUGAUAUCGAAAACCAAUUACGUGCAAUUAAGAAUGGAUCGAAUGUAAUUAUUGCUACACCUGGUAGAUUUAUUGAUUUACUUUCUAGUAGCGCAUUCAAUAUUAAAAAAGUAAGUUAUUUAGUUAUAGAUGAAGCAGAUAGAAUGUUUGAUCUUGGAUUUGAGCCUCAAGUUAUAAGGAUUGCAGAAAGAAUGCGCAAAGAUCGUCAAACAUUGAUGUUUUCUGCAACAUUUCCGCAUACAGUGGAAAGAAUUGCAAGAAAACUACUCCAAAACUCGAUAGAAAUUGUCGUUGGACUUAGAAAUGUUGUUACACCAAAUAUUAAUCAGUCAAUUUUGGUCACAAAUGAAGAUAAUAAAUUUAAUUCUUUAUUAAAGAUCUUGGGAGAUUAUACUACCCAAGGUCAAGCAUUAGUUUUCACAAAUACCCAGGAUAGAGCCGAAGAUUUGUUCGGAAAACUCAAUAAAAGUGGUUAUUCAGUUGGAUUGCUUCACGGAUCAAUGGAUUCACCAGAUAGGAACUCGAUUCUCCAUGACUUUAGAGAAGGAAGAUUUUCUGUCCUUGUUUUGACUUCUGUUGGAGCUCGAGGAAUUGAUAUAGCUUCAAUUAUUUGCGUAAUCAACUACGAUGCACCAGAUCAUGAAGCUGACUAUGUACACAGAGUAGGUAGAACAGGAAGAGCCGGAAAGAAAGGCUACGCGUUCACUUUUGUCACUGAUAAAGAUAAAACAGCAGCUGCUGGCAUCAAAAACGCGAUGAAGAAAAGUGGAUGUGAAAUUCCUAAAGACUUAGAAGACUUGUGUCAAGGUGUUAAAGCUCCUGGCCUUAAUGGUUUUUGGCGAGGAAGUGGAUUCAAAUUCGACAAAGAAGAAGCAAAAAGUUUACUUGCAUUGAGAAAAGCACAAAAUGAUGAUCCACUUCAACAAAAGGAAGAAGAAGAUCAAUGUGAAGAAGAAGCAAAAGAAAUCAUUGAAGACAAAAGUGUUCUUAAGGUCAAUGACAAUCUAUACAUCGGGGAAGCUAAUAUCAAUGAUUACACUAAGAAAGCAAGAGCGAGUGUUUCUUCUGCGGACAAUUUAAAUUCUGUAAUGGAUGAAACAGGAACAAUGAUCAUCCAAAAAGGAGUUUUCUGUCCACCAGGAGUGAAACCACUUGCUGGAGAAAGACGUUUGUAUUUGAGAAUAGAAGGAACUACAAAGUUUGCUGUACAAGCUGCAUUGAAUAGAAUCGAAGAAAUGGCAAAUGCUGCAGAUCCAAUCAAAUCUAAACUCAAAACAAAGUUCCAAUUAUAA